Molecule: messenger RNA, 1206 nt
Organism: Recurvomyces mirabilis
Lineage: Eukaryota; Fungi; Ascomycota; Dothideomycetes; Mycosphaerellales; Teratosphaeriaceae
Exons: 2
Coding region: 1-1206 (401 amino acids)
Biological process (GO): positive regulation of proteasomal ubiquitin-dependent protein catabolic process; ubiquitin-dependent protein catabolic process; protein polyubiquitination
Cellular component (GO): cytoplasm; ubiquitin ligase complex
Molecular function (GO): ubiquitin protein ligase activity; ubiquitin conjugating enzyme binding
Source: RefSeq, a predicted model, not a curated record
AUGGCCGGGCCCGUCACUCCCACGAUAGAGGAAGACAAUACCUGCACAAUCUGCUUCGACGGAAAGCACGACGCACACCGCCUCCAAAUCAGCGGCGACGACAUCUGCGGCGACUGCUUCAAAGACGAGCUCGUUCCGAAGUUCGAAGAGGCCAUCAAGAAUGAGAUCAAUUGGCCAGUAUCAUGGGCCAGCCAGAGCCUAAGCCCCUCCACCGACUUCCCAAGACAUCUAUUCUCAGACGACUUCCUGGCGCGCUGGACCAAGAGAAUGCUCGAGUAUAGUGUUACUCCAGAGUCGAGGAUCUAUUGUGGCCAGUGCAAGCAGCCUGCGCUGCAAGUGUAUGCGGCCACUGCAGCUACCUCUCCGCACGAGCUAGUAGAUGGCCACCACUGUCCCGAUCCCGCCCCAGCGGAUGAGUCAAUAGAAGGUCAGACUCGCGGAAAAGACUACCAGCUCUGUCCCGGCUGCAAGCAAAAAGUCAACCUCACCUCCGGCUGCAACGCCAUACCCUGCCAACGCUGCAACAACAAAUACUUCUGCUAUAUCUGCGGCGUCCAAGCAGAUCACCACAUCACGCACUGGCUGCUCGGUAAUCCGUGUCCUCGCUGGCUCCAACCCGACGAUCCCCGCGCGAGCUUUGAUGGCACCAAACCCACGCAUAUCCAAGACGCGACUGCCCGCGGCCGACUUCCCGAGAUCGAGCGGCGGGCUCUGGCUGCCGCUGUCCGUCGGGAUAGACUCGUCACGCCGGAGGAGGAAGCGAGAUGGGAGGAGCGAAGACGGCACUGGAAUUCCGUGAAGAACGAAAUCCAUGCCGUGACUUUGACAGCCUACGACCAACUCCUCGAAGUCGAAUUCCCUGCUCCGCAACACGUAACCGUGGCGAAGCAGAAUGCCGUGCAUGUGGUAGCGGAACACAUGCGGCAGCUGGCUUUCAAUGUGGCGAUAUAUAUCUUCGAGGGGAACACGAAUAUCACGCAGUUGAGCAAUGAUCACCUUGUCAGACUAAUGCAGGGCCACGAGAAGCUGCUGAAGUCUCAGCGCGAGUUUCGACUGUCUUUGGGAAAGCUCAGCCACGGACCGUGGAAGGAGGAGAUGGUGAGGAUUUGGGAUGUCUAUCUUGCAGUGGCGAGUAAUCGGUUUGAGGUGCCUGAUGACGUUCUUGAGGAAAUGGUGGCAAGAAAUGCGGUUCCUGGGGCUGAUUAG